AUGAGUACUUCCGGUUACUACGAGCUGUACCGUCGAAGCACAGUAGGAGCUACGCUGGUAGACGCACUGGAUACCCUGAUAAGUGAUGGACGGAUCGAAGCGUCGCUCGCAAUGAAGGUUUUAGGUACAUUCGAUAGAGUCGUGGCGGAAACCUUGAAGGACAAGACACAGAGCAAGCUUACGUUCAAGGGACAUCUCGAUACAUACCGUUUCUGCGAUGAUGUAUGGACAUUUAUCAUCAAGAAUUGCAGCGUGAAACUCGAGCAGACCGAGGACGCACAAGGCAAUACCGUUGUAGUCGACAAAGUUCGGAUCGUAGCCUGCAACUCAAAGAAAACGGGCGAGCAGUAA
Lachancea meyersii CBS 8951 is the source of this 351-nucleotide messenger RNA. The record is from the annotation of a GenBank genome assembly. Lineage: Eukaryota; Fungi; Ascomycota; Saccharomycetes; Saccharomycetales; Saccharomycetaceae.